Molecule: messenger RNA, 351 nt
Organism: Trichoderma reesei QM6a
Lineage: Eukaryota; Fungi; Ascomycota; Sordariomycetes; Hypocreales; Hypocreaceae
Exons: 3
Coding region: 1-351 (116 amino acids)
Source: RefSeq, a predicted model, not a curated record
AUGGAAGCCGCAGUUGAGAAGCCGGCUGCAAAGCCAACAAAGCCGCUUGGCAUGCGCAAAAACGGAAUGCAAUGGCAUGCGCCGAAGAAGGCCUUUCGCCCGACCGCCGGUCUGUCCUCCUACGAGCAAAGGGCCAAAGAGCGAGCGGCGAUGGCGCAGGUGAAGGCCAAGGAAAAGGAGAUGAAGCAGGAGAAGGAAGAAGAGCGUCAGCGACGAAUCCAAGCAAUCAAGGACAAGCGAGCAAAGAAGGAAGAGAGGGAGAGAUACGAGAAGAUGGCCGAAAAGAUGCACCGCAAGCGAGUGGAGAGAUUGAAGCGCAAGGAGAAGCGAAACAAGCUCUUGAACUCAUGA